AUGCCCACGCAGAUUUACCAGCGUCCAAUCAAUACCUAUGUUUUAGGAUCUAUCGGACAUCAUAAUGUUGCCAUUGCUUGUCUCGCAAACGGCUCUUACGGUACUACCUCUGCAACAUCGAUGGCCUUGAGAAUGGUAAUGACUUUCCGAUCCAUUUGUAUUCACCUUGUGUGGAUGGGUAUCGUAGCUGGUGUACCAUGUCACGGGCCCAAUGAUGUUCGACUGGGUGAUAUUGUGCCAUGCAACGAUCACUCCGACACCACCAAACUUGAAGUACGGCGCAAGCGUGAAAACGACGUGCCUGUAGUCCACUACGGCAAAUUGCGUCCGGGAACCAGCUCAGGAAUUCAAGGUCUGAGCAUCGAGAUGGAAAUUGCAGGUCUCAUGGAUGAUUUUCCAUGUAUUCAACGUCCCCGAAAUCAUUCCAUACAUCCUGAAGGACAAUUCAAUCUGAAGGCUUUCUUGCAACAGCUGGCGAGGAAAAGGGAUGAUUUCGAUAGUUGGGCGACAAAACAAGGGCCGGGUACCCAUGACAUGGGAAAAGCGCCUGGGUAUCCUUUCGUGACGAAGUCCGAAAUCGAAGGGCGGAUCUGAGUCAUUAUUCAUUAAUUGUAGAUGGCUACAAAUUAAUAAGUCUCUUGACGUGUAGCUUUAUGCAUAGCAUAUCAGGACUAGCUCUUAUC
Molecule: messenger RNA, 683 nt
Organism: Talaromyces stipitatus ATCC 10500
Lineage: Eukaryota; Fungi; Ascomycota; Eurotiomycetes; Eurotiales; Trichocomaceae
Exons: 4
Coding region: 1-594 (197 amino acids)
Biological process (GO): nucleoside metabolic process
Molecular function (GO): catalytic activity
Source: RefSeq, a predicted model, not a curated record